CUCGAUCCGCGCGCGAUCAAAACCUUCCCUCGGCUUCAUUCUCCACGCUCGAACGUUUACACACUGCGCGCGUCGGUGUAGGCGUCGCGACGCCUCGCGCCGACGUGCUCCUCUCGCCCUCUCCUCCUCCCCGCCCGUGUUUCGCCCGUUGAAUCCAGCACGUGGCUUCAAAGGGAAGAUAUACGGCGGGGUGGCCGCCUGUUCCCGGCCAAACGGCGACGACCCUCGCUCGUCGUCGCUCGUUCUCGCGCGCGCGAUUUCGAGAAUCCGCUCGCUCGUACGGCGGAGGAGUCGAUCGUCCGCGCCGCGGGAGCGCCAGAAGAGCAGUGGGUACCGGAAAACGGCAGCAAUUUUGUUCAACGCCGCCAACUUCCGUCGCGAUCCUCUUCCGCGGAUCAACGUGCGUGAACGAAAAGAAACGCCACUUUUUUCUCUUUUUGGUGUACCACAAUUCGUGUACCACAAUGUUCGGGGAGAAUUGAAGAAAAGGGGCGAGGAAGAAGAGGUGGUUGAUCGGUUGGCUCUUCGAACGCUUGGUGGUGCGUCGCUAUGGGACCAUCCUUGGAUGUUUCAGAUGCAGCCGCCAUCACGGGGCCUCGCAUCGCGGCCGUGAAUCAAAGGUACGACACUUGAACAGUCGACGAUCGAGCUCCAUUCACCGAGGGCAACCAUCUUCGAAGAGGAUCAAACCACGCGGGAGGAAGAGGAAUGGUCCCUUGGGCCUUUGGCGUCCCUCUCGUCCUCGUUUCUGCUUUGGGUCUUUUCCUAAACGGUUACGUACUCCUCGUGGUUCUCGGGCUGGGUAAACAGACGCAGCAGCAACAAACCGCCAAUACUUUGUUGUUGAUACACUUGGGCGCGGUGGAGGCGGCUGUGUGCCUCAUAUUACUGAUCUUUACCACUGGUUCCUGGCCAAUCGCCGGCACCUGGUGCGUCCUACACGGUUUCCUUUUGGCUCUCUUACAUCCGGUCGCUCUCUGGACCGUGACUGGAUUGAAUUGCGACAGAUAUUACGCGAUCGCGGCACCCCUGCAUUACGCCGCAUUGGUAUCACCUCGACGCGUUGCAGUCGGCCUAGCUGCAUCUUGGACAGGGGCAUUGCUCUUGUGCGUGCUGCCCUUCUGGGGCCUGGUACCACCUUACAGAUACAGCCCGGGCCUCGGUUGCUGCGCGCCAGACUUCGGCAACGACUCGUGGGGCUUGGCCGCGGCCCUCUACGGGGCCGUUUACGCGAUCCUGGGCCUGGCUCUGCCCGCGGUCCUCGUAACCGUGUGCAAUUUGCGCGUGCUCGGGAUCGCCCGUUACCACAGGCACCGAAUCGCCAGCGCGAUUUACGAGGUGACGUUGAGCGCGCAGGCGACCAUCACCCAUCAGCGGAACCCGUUUUUCGUACCCACUGUCACGGCGCCUUCGGUCGUCAGCCCGCCCCGAUUUCACAGCGCGGCCAAAACGGUGAUGCAACUAGUCGGCUCUCUUUACUUGCUUUAUUUCCCCUAUUGCGGACUGAUUCUUUGGGAAGUUUGCGACGUUGGCAAUCGGCAGUAUCUCUACAACCAUACGAAACUCGCUUCGCUGGCUUCCCUUCUCCUCGCCUGUUCUCCGCCCAUCAACGGCCUCCUCUACGGAUUAAAAUCGCAGACACUUAGACGAUCGGUGCAGAAUUAUUGGCGGAAGAAGGCGACCAAGUCGGAGCUGCAACAAGAGAUCCAAGCGCGAACACCGAGCGCGGCGGGGUCGAGAAGACCGUCCGGAAGCGGAACCGGCUCUUUCUUCCCUUUCCCGCCGUUGCAGCGAAGGCUCAGCGAGGCGCUGCUCGCGUUGGGAUCCUGCAGAACAGGAAACAGCUUCGACACCAAUAAUCUCGGCUUUCAUCGAACCAGAUUGCAACCCGCCGCUUCGUGUAAUACGCUUCGAGUCCCAACUUCCGAAUCAGGUGAAAGCAGUAAAUUAGUGAGGUCCAGCGCGAGUGCAGCGAGCCUGAUGGGCCCUCACUACAGAAGCGACUUCAUAGGCGCGGAUGUGGGCGUCGGUUGCUCCAUAGCGAUGAACGAGACACCGAGGAGAAGCCCUAGAAUACUUAUAACCAGAGCGUGCAGCGAGGAUAGCCAAGAUGGUGGAAGUCCAAUGCUGAGGAAACCUUUUCUAGUCAAUGCUCUUCCCUGUGAUAAACGAAGAUGGCGGCAUUGCAGUACCGGAAGCGACAGCAGCACGGGCAGCAGUGAGGCGAGCGUAUGGACGACUGGCGUCGCGCAGAAACUCGCCAAGGCCAAUGCCAAGAGUUCAUCGGACAUGUGGUCCGCAUCGAGAAGACUCGUUCGUGGAAAAAAUUUAGAGGAGGGGGCCCUUCUGGUUGGCGCCAGACCCAGCAAUAACAGUGAGAGCAGCGAUACCACGGACACGACGGCCACCACAACCACCACGACCAUGCCCAGCAAAUUGACCACCGUGGAAAACGGAGGCUGUCGGGAGAAAGAGAAGGAAAAGAUGAACGGUGGGAAGAAAGAGAGGGAGCACAGCGAAAGCGACAACAGUUGGAGCAGCGUCGACGAGAUCGAGUCGAAGGAAAUGGCGGACAAGAGCAUGGAAGAGGAUAAUUUCGAGACGAUCGAGGAGGAAACAGAGGCAGAAAAGUGCAACCAAUUAAGGCGGAAAUCGAAAACGAUUCGCAAACCGGACGUUCCUCAGGAUUGCAAGAAGACAGCUCAAAGAAGGCCACUUCUCACCUCGUCGUCUUAAGUUCCAUCGAACUUGUCAUUUCUCACCGUUUCGAAUUUAUUAGCAUUUUCUCCUCCAUAAUUUUGUAUCGGUGUGUAUCAUCCGACACACCGAUUUCUCAACGUGUUCGAAAUCCUUUCGAGACCACUUGGUGAUAUCCCAAGUUUGGAUCAAAGGAUUCUGUUAUUCUUUCGAGGAUUCAAUAUCGAUUUUCAGAUUGGCCCCUGAUCAAUGGUGAUCCAUACACAAUAACCACGGAGAAGAAGUUGGUCGUGUUUCUGUAUGCUCGAUAUUUCAGCCGCAAUGUAUCGACAUAUCCUGAAAUUAUAUUUUUAUACUUCCAACGAAGGAAAUCACGAGAGCAACGUUAACGAGAGAAAAUUCGCGGUCUUCUUACGGUUAUCGCAAGAAAAACCGAUUUAAUACACCGCGGAUAAAUCUCAAAUGGAAAAUUCGAUCCCUUUUAUGGAAAGAAAAGAAAGUUGAUCGUCGCAAUAUAUGUAUAUGUAUAUAUAUAUAUAUAAAAGUUACAGACACUUAAAGAAGUAUUGCCAUCGUGUUAAUGUUAAGAAGUGAUGGCCAAUAAUUUCUCCCAUCGAGUUUGAUGAUGUUCCUAAUUAAUGGGUUUGUAAAAGACAGAAAUUUGACAGAGCAAAUAUUAAAUAUUGAUGAAAAUUAAUUUAACCGUUUAAAUUAGGGCAUAAUUUGAUCGAAUAAAUAAAUAAACGUGUGAAAUUGAUGUUCAUUUGCAGUUUAAUAUGGGAUAAUAUUUCUAUUUGAUAUCUUCAGGGAUACGUAUAAUUUUUCAUUCUUUUUUCUUUUUUUUUUUUCAAGAAAAAUGAAAGUGAUUAAUAGAAAAAAAUAAAUAUCUAGAGAAUAAGAUAUUAGGAUAUAAUUUUUGAAAAACUUUCGAAGAAUCAUCCCUGACGAUGAUUACGAGGAUUGGAACUGUAAAUGGGAAUGAGGAAGUUGGCGAGAGGGAGUCAUCGAAAAAAUUUAAUCAUUGAUGCGUAGAUCAGUUAAUGUGGGCGGUCGUUGAUGCGAGUCUAUUGAUAGCAAACGAUAAGCUACGUUGAUACACUAUACACGAGAAGAGAUACAAGAGUUAUCAAAGAGUGACGAAUCGGACACUUUUUACCUAGCAAAUUUGUACAAUCAAUGGCCAACCACCGUGUCUUUGCACCGACACGGUGGAUUUAUUUGCAAUUAGGUGUAGCAAACAAAAUCACCUAAA
Messenger RNA from Apis florea (little honeybee), 3949 nucleotides. RefSeq lists its product as uncharacterized. Gene Ontology annotation, cellular component: membrane. Gene Ontology annotation, molecular function: G protein-coupled receptor activity. Lineage: Eukaryota; Metazoa; Arthropoda; Insecta; Hymenoptera; Apidae. The record is from RefSeq and is a predicted model, not a curated record. Gene Ontology annotation, biological process: G protein-coupled receptor signaling pathway.